Messenger RNA from Nymphalis io (European peacock), 3892 nucleotides. RefSeq names its product protein HGV2 (gene Nasp). The record is from RefSeq and is a predicted model, not a curated record. Gene Ontology annotation, biological process: DNA replication-dependent chromatin assembly; CENP-A containing chromatin assembly. NCBI's taxonomy places the organism in Eukaryota, Metazoa, Arthropoda, Insecta, Lepidoptera, Nymphalidae. The transcript is spliced from 9 exons. The coding region runs from base 185 to 1333 and encodes 382 amino acids. Gene Ontology annotation, cellular component: nucleoplasm. Gene Ontology annotation, molecular function: histone binding.
CUUCAUUCUUGAUACAACACAUACCUGAUACUUGAUAGGUACCAGUGCAGUUAUAUGCAUUUUACAAUUUCAUAUUCAUACGGUGACUCUUCUAAUUUUGUACAAAGAAUUACAUACUUUCUAUAAUAAACUUGUAGUUGAGGCUUAAUAUUUGAAGUGCUUGUAUUAAUCUACAUAAUAUACAAUGGCAGAGGUACCAGAAGUAACCACUUCAUCUGCUGAAGAAUUACUAGCUUCAGGAAGACGACACCUUGCGGUGAGAGACUACAAUGCAGCGACAGAAUCUCUAGCAAAAGCCUGUGAGCUUUUAGCUAAAACUCAUGGAGAUAUAGCUGACGAAUGUGCUGAAGCUUAUUUAUGGUAUGGUAAAGCCUUGCUUGGUCUAUCGAGGGAAGAAAGUGGGGUUCUCGGAGAGGGCGUUCCAGGAGCUAAUAAUGAAGAGGAAGAAGAAAAUGAAGAAGAGAAUAGUGAAAAUGGUGAAGGAGAAUCAAAAGAAAAUGAGCCAGACAGUGAAAUGCCAAAUGCAAAAGUUGAAAAAAAUGAAGCCGAAUCAACUACAAAAGAUGAAGAAGUUGCAAGUAGUACGGCUGAAAUAGCUGAGGAAAAGCCAGGUACUUCCAAUGGUGAUCAAAAUGAUGAGUCAAUCGCUAAUUUGGAUAAUGAAGAGGACAUUGACAAUUUGCAACUGGCCUGGGAAAUGCUUGAGCUGUCGCGCAGUAUCCUGCAGAAGCGCGGGGCGGAGUCGCGCGCGCAGCUCGCCGACGCGCACCUCGCGCUGGGGGAGGUGGCGCUCGAGAGCGAGACCUACGACAAGGCCGUGUUGGACAUGGUCAGUUGUCUUGAAAUCCAAAAGGAAUUAUAUCGAAGUGACGAUCGCCGUAUAGCAGAAACUCACUAUCAAAUUGGUCUCGCCAAUUCCCUCGCAUCCAAUUUCGAGGACGCCAUAACGCACUUCAAGAAUGCGGCGAACAUUCUAGAAUCGCGCAUCAAGACGUUAGAAAAUCCAAGCGCAGUCGCCGAAGACGCUACGGUUAAGAAAUAUACAAUAGCUGACCCAUUCUAUUCAGUUGAAGAUGAACUUAAGGAAUUAAAAGGACUUCUACCAGAAAUCCAAGAGAAAAUCCAAGACAUGAUGGAUUAUAAAGCAGAGAUGAUUAAAAGGGUUCGUGAGACACUCUGUCCGUCGAAUGGUGAUGGUGCCGCGAGCUCCAGCGCCGGCGCCAGCAAGCCCGCCGCACCCAAGGCGGCGCCCUCCGACAUCUCACAUCUCAUCAAGAGGAAACGGAAGAACAGCGACGAGAACUCGUCGGCGCCCAAGAGGAUCAACACGUGAAUGUGAUGCCGGUGGAAACUCUGUGACGCUACCACGGCUAGAUGUCACGUGUUCUUUGUUGUGUUAAGUUAGAGAUUGAGCUGUACUGUACUUGUAUUGUAACAUUAUUUGUAACAAAAACUAUUUUCUAAUAUUUUUUUCUAUUUAACACGAACGACACGUACGUAACUAUUGAGGAUAUUUCGAAGGACUUCAAAAAGACCGCGAGGACUUUAUUAUAUCGAUUUAGAGCUCUGAAGGUAUUCUUAAAUUUUUAUCGAACUAUGCUUGUGUCCCAUUUAAUACGCUUUAAAUAUGUCCAUGAGAUAAAACUGACUAUACAAUAAUAAGUCGCAUCUGGUAUACUACUGUAACAAUGUACCGCAAAGAGCAUAUUCGUAAAAAAGAUCAACAAAUUCUCCCUUUUCGAUAUAAACAAAUUAAUGUGACGCAUUAAUUGGGGGACACUCGGUAAACAAUAACACAAAGUUGCUGUGUUGUUGACACUUUAAAGAGGAUAACAAAUAUAAUAAGAACUAUUUUCAUACGAAUAUUUAUUAGAAUUAAAUAACUCGCACACACACAAAUGCACAAAAAAUCGCUUGCAUAUCCGUACACCUUUACACGCUUAUAUCUUUGAAUUAAUAACACAAUUAAUUUAACGCUAAUAGCGAUAAUAAUGUAACAAUACAAGUAAAUGUCACUAAUCGAUCACGACCUCUGUCCACGCUGUUAUUUAUUUUAAAACAACUGAAGAAAUUACUAAUAAUCUCACGAUAUUCCAUACGAAUAAGAUGAAGCCCGCACUGCUAAUAAAACACAAUGUUCUAUCCCCUCUUGUCCUGUCUUUGAUAUUUGACAAUCGAAACGGUGCUGUACUGAUUUGAAUGAAAUUAAUUUUUUGAUCUGAAUUUAUGAUUGCAAAAUUGUUAAUAAAUAAAUAAUGUACGAAAAUUUAAAACAACUUAACGAAAAAUAGUAUAACAAUUCAACGCUCAUCUUCCUAUAAGAGAAAUUAAGAAAUGUAUAUCUUGAUAUUUGUUAUUCUAAACGGUAUGACGUCUGUGAUGUCACAGUGCGGCCUCAACCUUGCAUAAAGUUACAAGAUUAAAAUUUUAUGAUUAAAAACAAUAAUCAAUUAUUCUUCGGUUGACGAAUAAUUUUCCUGUUUGUACGUAAUUAGUUUUUAGUUUUCAUGUUAUCUAUAGUUAUGUUAAUUGACGAUGUUUUCUAUCUACUAUAUAUAUUAUAUUACAAGUUAAUUUUACAUAAUAAUAUAAUAUCAAUUGACUAACCAGGCAAGUACAUUCACUUUAAUUUAUAUUCAAUAUCCGAUUCGAGAAUUUUGGUUCGAUCUAUUGGUCUUGCUUUCUUGAACAUUAAAUUCGACGAAAAUUAAAUUAAGAAAUGUUAUCGAGAGAUACACGUAAAAUGCAACGUUUGGCUUUAAAACCGGGGUCAACGACAUGAAUGAAAGAAUGCAAUGGAAAAAAUGUAAUUCGCAAAAAUAAUUCCAUCACGAACGCAACAUAUAAAUUCCAAAAUAAGCUCCAGUGUUACUAAAAUAAAUUAUAAAAUUAUUGUAUUAUUUUCGUUCUACGAAGUGACCAUUUACAAAACUUUAUACGGAACCACUGCUCUUGAAUUUAGACUAACCAUAAAUACAAAACAUCCCUGGCAAGGUUCGUCUCAAUGGCCAAAUGGUCAGAAAGUAUUUAAACAAUACGAAAAUGAAGACGAAUACGUACCUUAGUACUGGCGUUGUCUUUUUUAACGGUCUACGAUUUUCAUAAAUGUCAGACGCACACGAGACAUAGAUAGCUGUGUUAUCCUGUAUGAACUUAAUUUAUUAUUCACCCGUAAAAUGCUGACAACCAACACUAUUUUAAUGCGAGUAUUCUUGAAAUGUAAUGAUUGUUAUAACCAAUAUCGCAUAUUAACGUAUGAUAUUUCACGGCGGUUUUCUGCGUUGAAUUUCGAAUUUGUUUUUACAGAAAUGCCUUACUGUUAGCUCCUAAUUUUACUUAAGACAAUCUGAUGUAUGAUAAUCUGAGUAUACCUAGUUUAAAUACUAAUUUAUUUUUACGGUUAGAACGUAUAUUUAUAGACUGGUAUUAUUUCUUUAUUUCAUCUUCUAUACGAUGACUUAUCAAUUGUUUUCUGGUGUGAGAUGUUUCUAAAAAUCUAUCGUAAUGGAUCGAAUCAAAACGAUCUUAGUUGUUCUUAAUAGUACUUUAGUUAUAUUGUGAUUUUUACUGUAACUUACGAGCAAUAGAUUUUACUUAUAAAUAUGUUUUUGUAUGUGUUUCCACUAAACAUGUUUAAAUAGUUUCUCUUUCUAUCAUUAAUUUGAAAUUAAAAAAGAAUACAUAGCCUUGUUUAAGUUAUCACCUUCAAAAACAUUUAUAGGUAAAGGCAAACACAUGACAUUUAUUCCGUCAGUCGAAUAUAAAGUGUCAACUUGUCAAAAUAAAAUAAAUUAGUGAUCUAGUAAGUGUUUCAUUUUAUGUAAUCAUAGGUUAAGUUUUAAUUAAGAAAUCAAUAAAUAUUUUGUUUAAUUAAAUCCACCAUUUAUUUGGU